AUGGUCUUGCGCCACUCAAGCCCACCCCGACGGUUAGAUAUCGCCAUACGACGCGUCGACGGACAACCGUUGACUCGCGUUGAUCUUCAAUACGAUUUCCUCAAAAACGUAUUCAACGACACUACUUGUGUCUUUACAGACCCUUAUUCCGAAAACGCCUCCAGCAAGAUCUGCUUUCGUGACCUAUAUGUCAAAGCCAUCAUCCACUCCACCAAGGCGACCAACGCUCUCAAAGAAAGGCUCGCUGAAUCUCCUCUUUUUGGAACAGAUUUCGCCAUGCUCUCUCUCUUGGUGAAUAUUGGGCGCAUCAACACAACCAUGAGCUUUUUUCCGGAGAUGAAAACGAAUAUCAGAACCUACCAUCCAGUUCCCGCUCUACAGCGAACCAGUGGCAGUCUGCACGACGGCCCCCGCAUCAAACACCUUUUGCAAGCGAGUGUUUUUGGGAUGUUGCCUAUAGAUUUACCCAGGUCGCCUGAAGCCAUUCUUGCUCGACUCAGAUCGAAACUUAGCCCUCCAACAAGUGCCCCACACGUCAUAUCGGUACUAGCCGAUUAUACAUAUCACAUUGGCAAAACGCAUUUUUCAGAACAACUUGACUUUAUUGAUCUAUUCGUUCGUACCGACGUCUCGUCCCUUUCACGAGCACGGGCUUUCCUUUGGGUUUGUUAUAAUUAUUUGGAGAACCUCUCGACCGAUGACGACUAUGACGAAGAAAGCGUUCCCAACCCCUUCGCUGACCAAAGACUGGUCAACGAACCAUCCUUCUGUCUGCUUACCCCGGAGGAGAUCGCGUUGGAGAAUGUCGAUUCAGAAGAGGAGAAAACACUGGCGGAGAAACUGAUUGCACAAAGGGAUCACAUUGUGAAAGCCCAAGCUGCAAAAGAAACGAUUAAGGAGACGAUAGGCGAAGAUGACGAAAUGGUACCUAGCCCGGCGGAAGACAAACUUAAACGCAAGGGAAAAGCUCGCGCAUUUGACUGGGGCACGCGCAUUGCUGCAGCCAAAGAAAGGAAAGCGGCAGCGGACAAACGACGACGAGAAAGAAUCAAGCAGAAGGCGAAAGGCGAGGAAGCGGUUUCCUACCUUGAAAAGUCCAAACCUGGUGACGGCGAUUGCGAUGCCGUCACACCUACCUCCGAACCUCUGCUCAAUGAUCUUCGAGCAAACUCUUACUCUUCGGCGCAGCGCUCGUCAUCAUGUCGACGGAGCCCGGAACCUAGCUUACCCUUCCAUCAUCAAUAUUCGUCGCAUAGUCACGAUGUGAUGCACGGCAAAAUCAUACCACGAGGGGAACCUUACCCGUCCCAUCGCUUACGAAUUAUUCCAGACAGGACAACUCUUCAACAUGCGUGGCAUGUCGUUACAACCAGAGACCCACUUCUGGACUCAGAUGAUGAACACGGCAAUGAGUACGACAGGCGAGAUUACGUCCAGCGACUCAAGAUUGUUUCUCAUCUUUCACACCAACGGUGGUAUGAACACAAGAGUGACUCGUUUCCGGAUAAAUACAGUGAAUGGGAAACGUAA
Molecule: messenger RNA, 1530 nt
Organism: Laccaria bicolor S238N-H82
Lineage: Eukaryota; Fungi; Basidiomycota; Agaricomycetes; Agaricales; Hydnangiaceae
Exons: 7
Coding region: 1-1530 (509 amino acids)
Cellular component (GO): Ino80 complex
Source: RefSeq, a predicted model, not a curated record